Molecule: messenger RNA, 925 nt
Organism: Durusdinium trenchii
Lineage: Eukaryota; Dinophyceae; Suessiales; Symbiodiniaceae
Source: the annotation of a GenBank genome assembly
GCGACCUACUUGCGCAUGAAGUGGUAGCAAGAGAGUCUUUUGUGACGCCGCUUCAUGGAGACCCUCAGCGAGUCCAGCACUGGUGAACCCUUCUACCAAGCCAACAAAGAGGCACACAGGUUCUACUUACGGAAGCUGGAUCAAGAGUGUAACAAGAAGCUGGGUGGCCGCUUUGCAAGCUUCUUCGAUGCACCAGCUCGGUCACCGCGUUUUACGUAUCUCUCGCCUCGUGACAAGAGUUUGCAGUCUCCGCGCUUUCCCGGCGCAUUGCAUGCGCUCUACCGGCAACCGGAGGCGCAGGCAGUGAUUGCCAAUGCUUGGUGCAAAAGUCUGCCAAGCAACGAGCGGAAUCUGCGUCGCUUGCUGUCUGAGCGAUUGCCACUCCCAGACCCGCCUUCGGCUCAGAGCACUCCACGAGAGCCGCCGGACAGGCUCAUUGAGAUGCGGGAGGAACAGGCCCAACGCCUGGAGCGGCUUCUUCGGAAGGUCCGCCCCGGCAAGGGCCCCGAUGCCCCGUUGAUCCGCGCAGCCGAACUCCGGCUGAAGAGGCUCCAGGAGCCGCUGCCUGUGCAGGUGCCAACCAAGCGAAGCAGUGCUGGUUAACCCGUUAGUUUGUUCGCUCCAUCACCCCAAAUCGAACGAAAAACACUAGAAAUCCUUUACUCUUUUCAUUCCUCUUGACAGAGGAAUGCCUCCAGUCCUUCAUCUCUCCCACCUCGUGUUCUCAGCCCACGCGGUGAUGUUUUGUUCAUUAAGGAGCAGCUGGAGCCAGAGGUCAAACUUGAGGCAAGAGAGCACUUUCUCGAAACUCUCUUACAGUGCAAUCUCCUGUAGGCAGGUCACAGUGAUAAUUUAGGAUGGGUGCCAAACCCGUUCUUUUUUUAAAACUGAUAUGGUGGGUGAAAAGCCCGGGACCUUGGUUGAC